AUGACGACCCCGAACCUCGAAAACGGCGGAGAUGUUGUGGCAAGCUUGGCAUCCUCUGUCGCGGUAGCUGCGAAGCCAAUCUUCAUUCCUCUCGUCACAGUUGUGGACUUUCACCAUGCGCGAGGCCCCGAGGUUGAGAAGUGGUUCGGAGUACCCGAAGGAACGGAUCCGGCAGCGGACUGGGACUGGUCGUUGCUACCUUUCAUGGCCUUGAGCGAUGGAGCACAUGCCUCGACCGAAGACUUCUCCUAUUUUACCUUGCUCCGACCCGCGGUUGGCGACCAGCCUGCAACAUCCCUCUUCGGCAUUUCUUGCACGCGGCAGCUGGACGCAUCCCAGCUGCUCAACCGACCCGCCGAUGUCACCCGAUCGACCGUACAAAAAGCCGUAGUGGUAAUCGCAGACAGUCCACAGUUCUUUGGCAUGCUGAGGGAACGACUUUCGGUGGUGACGAGUGCGUGGUUUGCCCAGCGCGAGUUCACCGAUUGUGAGAUCUUGCGACGCUUCCAAGACAGUCUGAAGGCGGAGAAAGAGCGGGGGCAGUUGAACGAGGAAGAAGAUCGCGACCAAUAUCUGGGAAUGAGCUUGCGAGAGUUGGUUAGGGAGUUUAAGUGGCAGACCUUGGUACUGCUGAAGUGCUGUCUAUUGCAACCCAAGAUGCUAUUCUUUGGAGCGCGUUGCGAGCGUUUAUGCAUGAUGCAGUUUUCCCUCAUAUCAUUAAUACCGGGCUUGCUGAGGAAUCUCCAGGAUUGCGCAGGACCAGAACUGAACAACUACGAAAAGAAAUUGACCAGACCGACGAGCUUGAGGACAAGCGAUCGAAACUCUUUGCUGUGCUACAUGGGCCUGCCGCUGCAGAUAUUUGGCAAGGGGAGCUUAUUUGGGCCAUACACGCCGCUUCAGCAACUCGACAUCCUUGCUGACUUUGGAACCAAAUCCUACAUCGUAGGAAGUACCAACUCACUCUUGCUGCAACAAAAAGACCGGUAUAGUGAUAUACUCAUCAAUCUCGAUGAUGACACGAUCAACAUCACCUCCUCUUCAUUGCGAUCUGCUCUGGCGCUAUCAGCCUCAGACCGCCGUUGGAUCGAUUUCAUCACACAAGAAGUUAACGACACUUGGGACGAGAAAAAUCCUGGGCGACCCAAUCAUAUGGGCUACCGGGGCAGUGAAGAGUUCAUCCGGAUGCAGUUUGAGGAAUAUCUGUUGUCAUUGAUAUCCUCGGUCAAGUAUCACAACUACCUUGCACAGAACGUGAAUAAUCCAAAAGCGGUGUUGUCAUAUGUCGAAGGUGACCCGGCGAUGGACUUUGGCUCCGAAUGGGUCGAGUAUUGGGCAAAGACCGAGAACUACCGCAUCUGGAACGCAAAUACGGAAUCUCACCUCUUCGAUAUUGUAGAGCCGAAGCAUCCUUGCGCGGGUGGCCUGACCAUCGAUGAUGUUUCGCGGCGCAUUCAACAGCAAGUGCAGGAACUUCACCUCGAUGAACGGUUCGCGGUGGGACGGGAGGUAAUUGGCCGGAACGCCGCUACAGCUCGUGACAAGGCAAGCACAAUGUUCAACAAGCUAUACGCAGAUAUGGAGGCCAUGCGCGAAGCACAGCGUAAACGUGCCGAGGAGUCCAAGGCAGCGGCUGCCGCGCCUCCGGUAGACCUCGCAAAAGCACAACAGACGGUGAAUUCCGUAGGCGCGAAAGCCGGUGCUUACAUCGGCAGCUGGGCCUCCUGGGCCGGUGAAAAGCGCAAGCAAGGCUGGGGGCGGUCGAGCGGAAGUACUGCCAGCAGUACCGGUGGGGGCGGCGGCGGCGGCUGGGGACUGAGCCGUAGGUCUAAGGGACCGUCGGAAUUCGGCAGCGAGAAGGGCACCCCGCUUAAUAGUCCAGGGUUUCCGCCCGAGGGGAAGGCCGCGGGAUUCAGGGACUCGAUGGUAGGGAGUGAGAGAAGCGAAAAGGAAAGACCAGGGAUACAGAGCAGCUUCACCGAGAGUCUUCUUGACGGCGUCAGUUCGGAUGCUGGAUCCUCUCCGCCAGCGAGUCCGCGAAAGGCAGAACGGCCGCUGUCGGCGGGGGGGAUCACGCCGAAACGGAUGGGCCAGUCGCAGUUGAAGGGAAUAGAUGAAGUCGUUGCAGAAGCAAAGGUGCCGGCACAGAAAGAUAAAAUAGCACCGACACCUGAAGGGAACACGGAUGCGGCUCCGUAG
Messenger RNA from Pseudomassariella vexata, 2199 nucleotides. Its product is annotated as transport protein Avl9-domain-containing protein. The coding region runs from base 1 to 2199 and encodes 732 amino acids. The record is from RefSeq and is a predicted model, not a curated record. Gene Ontology annotation, cellular component: cytoplasm. The transcript is spliced from 4 exons. Lineage: Eukaryota; Fungi; Ascomycota; Sordariomycetes; Amphisphaeriales; Pseudomassariaceae.